AAACGCCUGAAAGCAGCUGAAGCAGAAAGCAAAUUGAAACAAGUAUACAUCCCCACCUACAAUAAACCAAAUCCUAAUCAAAUAUCCAACAACAAUGGGAAACCUGCUGCAGUCAACGGAGCAAUGGGAGCCUCAUAUCAGGCACAGGCGUCACUAAUAGGUCGGGCUUGUGAAAGCUGCUAUACUCCACAGUCUCACCAGUGGUAUUCUUGGGGUCCUCCUAAUAUGCAAUGUAGGUUGUGUGCAUCUUGCUGGAUUUAUUGGAAGAAAUAUGGUGGCCUGAAAAUGCCCACACAGACAGAUGAAGAUAAAUUGUCUUCCAGCCAGCCUACAGAGGAAUCCCACGUUCGGACUCACCUGUCCCGGCAGGCCACGCAGGGAACUCCAGUUCGUAACACUGGGAGCCCAAAGUCGGCGGUGAAAACACGUCAGGCUUUCUUCCUUCACACAACGUGUUGGACAAAACUGGCCCGUCAGGUCUGCAAAAACACCCUGCGGCUGCGGCAGGCAGCGAGACGUCCCUUUGUCCCUAUUAACUGUGCUGCCAUUAAGGCAGAAUAUGCAGAUCGACAUUGUGAACUUGCUGGAAAUCCUCUGAAGAUAAAAAGCACCAGAAAACCACUGUCAUGUAUUAUUGGGUAUUUAGAGAUUCAUCCUGCAGUGAAACCAAAUGUAAUCAGGUCAACACCAAGCCUUCAGAGUCCAAGUGCAAAACGACUGCUUGCACCCUCCAGUCACUCUUCAUUAAGUAUUUUGGGGAAAAGAAACUACAGCCAUCAUAAUGGCCUUGAUGAAUCAUCCAGCCAUACAACAAGAACAAUAAUGCAUGCUGCUCCCCAUGUUCAUAUGACUAAUGGUAAGGCCUUGCAAGCCAGUGCAAGUGCCAUUAAGACAAGCACCAUUCCAGUGAUCAAGAGACAGAGGCAAAAUUGGCUUGAUGCUUCAGAUGAUGGUUUCUUUAUAGCUACAGAAGAGACCAGUGCUGAAGCAGUUAGAAACCUUCUCACGAAAAAUCCGUAAGAAGUUCACC
This is a messenger RNA of Nestor notabilis (Kea), 1030 nucleotides long. RefSeq names its product metastasis-associated protein MTA3-like. The transcript is spliced from 10 exons. Gene Ontology annotation, biological process: negative regulation of transcription by RNA polymerase II. The annotation marks the transcript as partial. Lineage: Eukaryota; Metazoa; Chordata; Aves; Psittaciformes; Psittacidae. Gene Ontology annotation, molecular function: sequence-specific DNA binding; transcription corepressor activity; histone deacetylase binding. The record is from RefSeq and is a predicted model, not a curated record. Gene Ontology annotation, cellular component: NuRD complex; nucleoplasm.